AUGGGUCAUGACAGUCGACCUCCAAAGCAUGCAUCAGCUUCUACUUCCUCGUAUGCUCCUUCUCAUCGGAUUGAGGGCAUGCAUCACCCGUCAUCAAAUACGCACAAUAUUCAUCGACAACCAUCGUCCUCUUCUCAAUUGAAACCAACUUCCUACGGAAUGGUCGAUGAGCGAGAUGCUCUGUAUAUAUUUGAAGGUGUCCGCAUCGGGAGUCUCAAUAAGUUUGAUCGUGCAUUAAACGAAGAAGAAUGUCGUCAACUCAUUCAGCCUGGUGCUGUGUUUGUAUUUGACGAGAAACCUUCCUUCCAAUCCUGGCAAGACUUUAGGCUCUGGUCCGACGUGUCGCAUCAAUCUGGAUUUGCCUACUUUUAUGAACUUGUCCCACAACCAUCUCUCAACAAUCAACUGGGCCGAACUGGGUUCAUCAAGAAGUGUACUUCUCUCUUCAUCCCAGAAACUCGAACUAUGAGGCACUUGAUUUCAUACUAUCAUGAUGAAUCACUUCACAUGUUGCCAAGGCCAUUGUUUGAUCAGCAAAUGCUGUUGGUACCUUCAUAUAUCGGAAAGAUGAAUACCUUGAUGGAUGCCAGAAUCUUGAUAGAUGCAGUAGACGCAUCGAUUCUUCCAAAAGCCUCGCGUCCUCCGUUGCCUUUCGAAUGUGAUACCUUGAUAAAACCUGGUGCCAUGUUUGUCUGGGAUGAUUGUGUGCCUGGAACUCGCUGGUGGAACGAUAACCUGCUUUGGCAACCUGCUCGUAUCGAAGGAAAUAUCGUCGUUUUCCAAGAGAUGGAAGCUAGGGAAGUGACACCUGCUCCCUUCAAUACUUCUGUUGGUGAUGAGACUGGGCUUGCUGUACCAAAUCCAACUAGUAGUCAUCCAACUCAGCAACAACCUGUACAUUUACCAAAAGAUGCAAACAAACACAGCGUAUUCGUUGGAUCCAAUCCAGCCAAUGCAACAGCGCCUGGUAAUAAUACUAUCUUGAUCAUCUCUCCCAAACAGGACGGUAUGAUCAAAAAGGUGACUACAUUACCGAGCAAGACUCAUAAAGUAAUGCAAGUCAUCGGAUACUCGUAUGAAACUACUUUGCCAAUGCUGUAUGCUCCAUCACUUGAUCCCAUGCUCGUAUCUCUUGUCAUGGCGGCAAAAGGAUGCGAAAGUGAUGGUAGUAUUAUUAUGCAUCGAUCACAAUCAACUUACGCGAACUGUCGUGCUGGUGUUGGUAUGUCUCAUGUGGGUGCCGAAGGUGUCAUGGGUGUCCCUCCUCAAGUACCACCCAUGGUAUCCAUUCCACCACCUCAACCACAGCCAGUAGCACCACACUUUAUCAAUACGAUGAAUGGAACGAGUACUGGUACUGUCAAUCCUCGUCAUGUCAAUGAAACUGUAAAUCCUCCUCGUAUCAAUGGUACUCCUACUAUCAAUGGCAAUGGUCUACAAGGAAAUGAUAUCCACAAUAGACGAAAUAGUCACAAUCCGAUAUCAACACGAGGCAUGAGUACGAAUGAAUCAACUCCUCAACAAACCAUAAAACUCGCUGCGUUAUUGAAUCCCAUUCAUCAACAACAAGAACAACAACGUCCACAAUACGCAAAUGUAUCAACACAAAAGAGUGUUGAUACACCUCGAUCAGACGUAACCACGAGUGGUAGCACUAUUUAUACUCCCACGUAUGAUAUAUCACCAAUGCAUAUGAAUGGUGGUAGUCAUAGUCGUCUCGAUACUCCAUCAGCUACUCCAUCAGGUGCUUCAUCUCCUGUAAAGUCUGAUGAAGAACAGGAUGAUGUAUGUGAUGACGAAGAAACGGAAACGGAAGCAGAACAAGAUUGUAUCGCUCUCGGUCAUCUUCGAAAAGCGUCUGCUGACGGAGGCAAAUGGGUUGCGGCGCCAGUUACAACUACGGUGCCUCGAUCUGCCUAA
Synchytrium microbalum is the source of this 1920-nucleotide messenger RNA. RefSeq lists its product as uncharacterized. Gene Ontology annotation, molecular function: DNA binding. The record is from RefSeq and is a predicted model, not a curated record. The transcript has 6 exons. Lineage: Eukaryota; Fungi; Chytridiomycota; Chytridiomycetes; Synchytriales; Synchytriaceae. Bases 1 to 1920 code for a protein of 639 amino acids.